AUGAAUACCAUUCGACAGGAGCGGAAGUCCUGUGAAGCUUGUCGGUCACGGAAGCUCCGAUGUUCAGGUGAAAAGACCGGUUGCUCACGCUGUCGUGGGCUGGCAUUGCCUUGUAAAUUCAAAGACAAAGGUCUGCCUGGAAGGCCAAGAAAGCUCGUCCAACAAGAGCAACGAGAGGUGGCACCGAGCAGAGUUGAGCGGACUGGAUCAUCCAUUUCCUCCCAGUUCUCGCCUAUCUUUCCUCAUUCACCUUUCACCACCCAAUCAUCAUUUGAUGCACUUAUAGCAGCCGGUCAAUUUGACCUACUGCCAUGUGAGCUAUCCAGAAACUGCGGCUUCGAUUCGUUUCAAUUCGAGAGCACUGACAUCUGUUCCUCGCCUGCCGAACCUUGGCAAGCACUAUGCCAAAAUGGAGGACGUGACCUCGAGCUACCAUCAAAUAACACCGAUUCAUAUAUAUCACCUGUGUCUUUUUCGCAGUCCUGCAAAUGCGAUGAAGAGGUCUCCGACAUCAUCCGGAAUCUAAACCAAGCAAGCAUGUCAAAUGAUAUUCUCCAAACUCUUCGCGCCGGAGUAUCUCUCGCAGAAAGACUACUCACCUGUCCAGCCUGCUACGACAUCUCAAAACCUCCUCGACUCACAGUGCAAAAUGUAUUACUCAUCGGCCAACUCAUGUUCGAAAUAACAUCCAGCUACCAAAGGUACAUACAAUGGUUAUAUAAACAUUGCGCCGAGCUUGACGCAAGAAAUGAGAGUGAGGUCGUCUACCUCGACUCCGGCCUCGGGUUUCCCUCUGAAAUAUCAUUACAACUUAGCGGCGGGAAAUUCCGCGGUCUCGCCAUGCACGGACUGCAGAAGGAUGGCGAACGACUUUCUACUUUGGGGAAACGAUUCGCCCAACGGCAGCGUAAUCGUCAUAUGGUUGGUCAUGAAGCUUGUCCUGAUCUCGAGGGACGGUGUCGGAAAAAAGAGUACUUUGGGGCUGAUCACGAUCCGCUGGAUCUUUGUCCGUUGGACCCUGUGGCGCGAAGAUUGGUGCCAUGUUUUCGGAUUGUCGAUGAGGUUCAGGGGAUGAUUAAGCAAGUCGAGAAUGCUGCUGCAUGA
This is a messenger RNA of Penicillium pulvis, 1104 nucleotides long. Its product is annotated as Zn(II)2Cys6 transcription factor domain-containing protein. The coding region runs from base 1 to 1104 and encodes 367 amino acids. Gene Ontology annotation, molecular function: zinc ion binding; DNA-binding transcription factor activity, RNA polymerase II-specific. NCBI's taxonomy places the organism in Eukaryota, Fungi, Ascomycota, Eurotiomycetes, Eurotiales, Aspergillaceae. Gene Ontology annotation, biological process: regulation of DNA-templated transcription. The record is from RefSeq and is a predicted model, not a curated record. The transcript is spliced from 2 exons.